AUGGAGCUCCACGAAGAUCAAGACGCCAUCUCAAUCCGCCACCUUCAGCUUCCCCACGGCGUGAUCGCACCUGAUAUCUGGUCAAAAUUCAAGGACCAGCCAGUCCUCCUGAACAUCAAAUUAGAAUUGAAGAAUACCUUCACAUCAGCCGCAAGUCUAGACGAGCUCGAUGAAUCCACAAUCCACUACGGCAUCCUAGCCAAGAAGAUCCGAGCAGCAUCACAACAGGACCAAACACUCUCACAGCUUUUGACAGCCGUACACGAUGUCAUCACGUCCAUGGGCCGCAAAGAAUCCGGACGCUUUAUCCUAGCCCGGAGUGAGAUCGAGGUGGAGAUGCCGAAGGCGAGUAUGCAUGGCGAAGGGGCAACACUACUGCGGACGAUGACAUGCGACAAGCUUGGAAAACAGCAGGAGGAAACGAAUCUCUUCAGCAUCAAAGACGUCAAGAUCAUGACGCUCGUGGGUGUGAAUGCGAUCGAACGGAGUGCCAGACAGCCUGUGGUGGCGAACAUGACUCUCAGUACAAGUUCACUGCAGACUGAGGGCAUGAAUUCAUUCUUCGAGCUGGAGGGGAAAGUGGUACAGAUAAUCCAACACACAGCCUUCGAAACCCUAGAAUCACUAGCCGACCACACAGUCAAAGAACUACAAACGCAACUGCUCGGUAGCAGUUUUCCUGGGAGUCAGAUACGACUCCAUCUUGCGAAACCGCGAGCAAUCGCCUUCGCCGACGCACCUGCUGUAGAGGUAUCACGACGGACGCUUGGCCCUCCAAUCACUUCUGCAUUGCAGCAGACGUCAGAAGUACCAGUAAUGCAGGUUAUCAGGCCGUACGCUUGA
Recurvomyces mirabilis is the source of this 843-nucleotide messenger RNA. RefSeq lists its product as uncharacterized. NCBI's taxonomy places the organism in Eukaryota, Fungi, Ascomycota, Dothideomycetes, Mycosphaerellales, Teratosphaeriaceae. The transcript is spliced from 2 exons. Gene Ontology annotation, molecular function: dihydroneopterin aldolase activity. The coding region runs from base 1 to 843 and encodes 280 amino acids. Gene Ontology annotation, biological process: folic acid-containing compound metabolic process. The record is from RefSeq and is a predicted model, not a curated record.